Messenger RNA from Dictyostelium discoideum AX4, 4122 nucleotides. RefSeq names its product structural maintenance of chromosome protein (gene smc1). The transcript is spliced from 2 exons. Gene Ontology annotation, molecular function: ATP binding; ATP hydrolysis activity. NCBI's taxonomy places the organism in Eukaryota, Evosea, Eumycetozoa, Dictyosteliales, Dictyosteliaceae. Gene Ontology annotation, biological process: chromosome organization; sister chromatid cohesion. Bases 1 to 4122 code for a protein of 1373 amino acids. Gene Ontology annotation, cellular component: chromosome; cohesin complex; nucleus. The record is from RefSeq and is a predicted model, not a curated record.
AUGGGUAUAUCAAUUUUAAAAAUUCAAAAUUUUAAAUCAUAUAAAGGUAAUCCCCUUAUUGGUCCAUUCAAGGAUUUUUCAUGUGUAAUUGGUCCCAAUGGUAGGGGAAAAUCAAAUAUUAUGGAUGCUAUCAUCUUUGUAUUAGGCCAUAACUCUUCUCAAAUUAGAAGUACAAAAUUAAAUGAAUUAGUUAAUACACAUAUUGUAACAGAUAAAAAUAAUAAUGAAGGUGGUGAUAAUUCGACUUAUGUUGCAAUUAAUUUUAAUCAUCAAGGUAACAAUUAUAGAUUUUCAAGAAAAAUUAUUGGUAAUGGAUCACAAUAUUUUUUUGAACAAACUCAAGUUUCAGCAGAACAAUAUCAAAAACAUUUAAAAGAUAUUGGUAUUGAUAUUGGUACAAAGAAUUUCUUUGUAUUUCAAGGUGAUGUUGAGAGUAUAGCUACACAAAAUCCAAAGCAAAUUUCAGCAUUUAUUGAUGAUAUCUCUGGUAGUAGAGCAUUGAAAUUUGAGUAUGAUAGAUUAUUGGGUGAAAAGUCUAAAUGUGAAGAUGACGUUUUCGCAUCAUACGCUAAAAGAAAAACGAUAGCAUUCGAGAAGGAGCAAUACAAGGAGCAGUGGACCGAGGUGAAAGAGUACCAAUCCAUGCAGGACCGAGUGGACUCUUUGAAAACUGAUCAACAAUUAGCUAAACUUUAUCAAACCACCAAAGAGAUGAGAAAGGAGCAAAAACUAUUAGACGAAAGUAAACAACAAAUCCAAUCUAUCCAAUCGGAUGAAAUGAAGCCAUUGGAACAACAAUACACACAGACUAGUAAGAACCAGGCGUCAUUGCAUAAAGAGGUGGUGCAAUUGGAGGAUGAUAUCUCGAGGUUGAUAAAGGGCAAGAAGAAGAAAGGCUCCGAUCAGUAUUCUGCCGAAGAGGAAAUUAAGUAUAUUUCAGAGAAAAUCAAGAAAACCAAAUUAAUCCUAUCAAAAGCUGAAAACAGUCGUAGUAAACAAAUACAAGAGAUUGAUCAACUUCGUAAUGAAUUAAAUGAGUUUACUGAACAAUUGGAGAAUCUAGAUGACGAAAAGGAGGUGGCAGAAACUGGGCUAUCAAUAAAGAUGGACCAUCAACAAAUUGAAGAAUACAAUCAAUUGAAAUUGCAAUCAGGUAAGGAAACCUCUGGUUUAAAGAUUAAAUAUGACCAACUAUCGAGAGAGCACAAAAUUGAACAGGACCAACACCAACAACUCACCUAUAGAUUGGAGGAGUUUGAAACUAUGAAAAAGAAAUUCCAAGAAUCUAAAGAGAAAUUUCAAAAUCAAAAAGAUAUUGAACAAUCGAAUUUCCAAGAUUUAGAACAGAAAUUAAAAGAGUCAGAGAAAGAACUCGUACAAUGUACCACUAGAUUCAAUGAGACACAACAACGUCAACAAAAUUUAAAUAAUGAUUUAGAGCGUAUUCAAUAUAGUCUUUCCGAUUUGAAAUCAUUGAAAUCUGAAAGUCAACGUGAUAGACAAUUCAAUCAAACCGUUGAAACUUUGAAAAGUAUUUUCCCAGGUGUUAAAGGUAAACUAAUGGAUUUAUGCGAACCUUCACAACGUAAAUAUGCAACCGCAUUGACUCUAACAAUGGGCAAACUAAUGGAUGCCAUCAUCGUUGACACUGAAGAGACUCUAAUUGGUUGUGUACGUUAUUUAAAGGAGCAAUUACUUGGUGUUGCAACAUUUAUAAGUUUAGAUCGUUUACAAAUGGUUAAACCAAUUAAUCAACAGUUACGUCAAAUUAGUGGUGGUGGUGGUGGUAGUACAGCUAAAUUAUUAUUCGAUUGUUUAAAGAUUCAAAAAGGUAUAGAAGAUGCUGUAUUGUAUGCAUUGGGUAAUACAGUGGUUUGUGAAAGUUUAGCAGAGGCAAAGUUAUUGGCAUUUGGUGGUAAAGAUCGUGUAAAGGUUAUAACUAUACAAGGUAUUAGAAUCACAAAAUCAGGUUUAAUGAGUGGUGGUGGUUUAUCAUCAAUUAAAUCCAAAUCAUCACAAUGGGAUACUAAACGUGUUGAAGAAUUAAAGAAACAAAGAGACACCAUAUUGGCAGAACUAUCCGAUGUAAUCCAAUUGAAUGAGAUUUUCAAUCAACGCCAACAAUUGACAAGUCAAGUACAUCAAUUGAAAUCGGAUUAUUCAUUAUCAAAGAGUAAAAUUGAGUUACUCAAUGAUAGAUUGAAAAAGAAUCAACAAGAAUUGGAAACCAAUGAAAAGGUAAUCAAUGAAACAAUCAUUCCCGAGUUAUCGGAAUUGAAUGAAACAUUGGCAAAACGUAAAACUCAAUUAGAUCAACUACAAAGUGAAAUCAAUUCAAUAGAGGAGAGAUAUUUCAGUGGAUUCUCAAAGAAAUUUGGUGUUGACAAUAUCAGAGAGUAUGAAGAUAACAGGUUGGCUAAAAUUCAAGAAAACAUUCAAAAGAGAUUAUCAUUAACUGAAUCGAUCUCUGUGAUUCAAUCACGUUUAGACUAUGAACAGGGUAGAGAGAUUGAUAAUGAAAUUAAACAACUCUCUGAAGAAUUGAAUGCAAAUGAAAAGAUAUUAGAUCAAGAAUUGGAACAUAAGAAAGAGAAUGAUGAAAAAGAGAAACAAUUCAAAGAGAAUCUAUCCGAUCUACAAAAACAACAUACUGAAAAGAAAUCACAAUUAGAUAAAAUGAAUAUAACCAUUAAAGAUUUGAAAAAACAAUUAUCAACUUUUAAUAAUCAAAUCACUGAUAUUGAAAAAUUAAGUAAUCGUCAUGAUUUUAAUAUUACAAAACUUCGUGGUGUUUAUCAUCAAAUUUUAAUUGAAACUAGAAAUGAAGAUAUUCGUUUACCAAUUUUACAAUUUAAAGGUAAAGAAAUUGAUCAAGGUAAUAAUAAUAAUAAUAAUAAUAAUAAUAAUAAUAAUAAUAAUAAUAAUAAUAAUAAUGAUAAAUCUGAAGGUGAAACUGAAGAUAAUAAUAAAAAACAAAAAAAUAAAGAUAGUGAAGCUGAAGUUGAUGAAAGUGCUGUAAGUGAAGGUGAAAAUGUUAAAAAACCAAAGAAACCAACAAUUAAAAAGAAAAAAUCAUCAAUAAAAAGAAAAAGAGAAACAAAUAAAGGUGAUCAAGAAGAUAAUCAAGAAGAAGAUGAAGAAGAUGAAGAUGAUAUAUUUAAUGAAUCAGAUGUUGAAGAAAAUGAAAAACCAAAUAUUUUACAAGAUAUAAUUAAAGAUAUAACACAAGCAAUGGUACAAGAUGAUAUUUUAGAUAUUUAUGAAGAUGAAGCAUCAAUUAAAUUCAAUUAUUCGUCAUUGAAAAAACGUGUAUUUGUUGAUCAAAAAACUUAUGAAGAAUAUCUUAGAAAGUUAACAAUCGAUAUUGAAACCAUUGGUAAAGAGAUGAAAAGAGUUAUGCCAAAUUAUAAAGCCUAUGAGCAUUUGGUUGAUGUUAGUGAUAAAUUGAAAAAAGUUAGAAAAGAGUUAAACCAAGCUAGAGACAAUGCAAAAACAAAGAUAGACUCAUUCAAUCGUGUUAGAGACCAAAGAAAACAAUUGUUUUUAAGAGCGUUCAAGAGGAUUGCAAAGAAUCUCACUUCAAUCUAUUCAGAGUUGACAAGAGAGUUGGAACCACCUUAUCAUAGGGGUUCGGCUCAUUUGGCUUUGGAAGACACUGAAAAUCCUUUCAACUCUGGUGUAAGGUUCACUGUUAUCCCACCAAAUAAAAGAUUCCAAGAGAUGGAUCAAUUGAGUGGUGGUGAGAAAUCAGUGGCUGCUUUGGCUUUCCUUUUCUCAACUCAUGGCUUGAAAUCAACUCCAUUUAUGAUUCUCGAUGAAAUAGAUGCCGCCUUCGAUAGUGUAAACGUUUUGAAAUUGGUGCGUUAUGUUAGACAUAAAGCAAGUAAAGAUCUUCAAUUCUUGGUAAUCUCUUUGAAAGAACAAUUCUUUGUCCACUCUGAUCUUUUAGUUGGUGUUUGUAGAGAACCAGAUUCACAAUCAAAAUCUUUCCAUUUACUUUUAGAAGAAUUCCCUGAAUCUGAUGAAGCAAAGAAAGCUUUAAUCUCAAAAGGUGACGAUGAAACUGAAACUGAUGGUAAAACUUCUGCAACUUCUGGUAGUAGUGAAAGUGAAAAUGACUAA